CUCUCAGACGACUUUAUCCCUUGGCCGUGAGAGGACUGCUCUAUUCGACGACGAUGGUGUCCAAGUGAACAAAAUUUUCCAACCAAUCCAAGGAAUUUUCCUGCCCUGUUGGAAGCACAAAUUAGGCAGCGAAAAGUGCUGUGAUUUUCCGGAAAAUACAGAUCAGAUCGUGCAGAUGAGAUAGAGUGAAGAAGCUGACGGAGAUAGACGUUGGAAAAGUGAAAAUCGGUGAGGUUUCAAGUCGAAGGAAGCUCAACAUCUGUGAAAAAUGGUUGAAGGUGAAAAAGCAUAAAGGUUGACUUAUUUUGACCAGCCCUGUGAAAAUUCGUGCAUAGUUGAAAAGCUGGAAAAGGGUUCGAAGCGAGGAAUUGGUUUAGGGUGGUGACGACUGGCGAGGGUGGUGGUUCCUCUUUCGGCAGUCAGCGUUGAAGGUGAAGUUCAACUUUGGUGAAGCAAUAACGCAGCGGAGAAGGGCAUACAUACCAAUCGGUUUGAUAUUUAUAGCUAUAUACGGAGGAACAAGUGUAAAACAGCCAGAAGAAGAUCUCCGCCUGGAAAAAUGCACUGAAGAGGAGUAAGAAGAAAAAAGUGUACGGGAUUUGUGGAUUGGAAUUUUCUUUCCUUCUUUCGGUCCAUUUGGCAACAGAGUACGUGAAAAUAUGGUGGCAGCAGCUGGUUAUUCAGCACGACUUUGAAGCUUUUGAAGCAGAAUUUCUUCUGAAGUUUGCUACAUCUAAACCAAAAGCGGGGAGUAUUGUUGUGCUUCGGAGUACCAGUGUGACGCGCAUUCAAGCCCAUUAAAGGAGUGUGGAUAAGGAUAAUUGAUAGCCUGCAAUAUGUCAAUCCAAACAGAUAAUAUUGAUUUUAAAGGAAAGCUCAUAGCAGCUGUCAAGAAAGAGGUGAAACAGGUGAUGGAGGAAGCCGUCACCAAGAAGUACAUCCACGAGGAAUCCGGCUCGGUGACUUCGCUCUGCGCUGCGGUAGAAGCUUGUCUCAGUCAAGGCUUACGGAGGCGGGCCCUUGGUUUGUUCAAAACUUCCUCGACUACGGCACUGCUGCACAAGGUGGCCAAGCAUUGCACUGAGGCUGCUGUUAUCAGUAAGAAAGUUCAGGAAAUUGAAAACAACGAUCCGAAUAAGAGGUCUUCUUCGAGUAGUGAUAGCACCAUCAAACCACCCAUUCUGAAGAAAGGUAGCAGUCAUUCGGUAUCGACAACGUCCUCUGCUGCUACGCCACCUGUUGUGAAGUAUCUCUGGAUCCGAUUAGCGCUGUACGAAAAGAAACUAUCUCGUAUAAUCGACCACUUGGUGACAAACGCAACGCGGUAUUACGAACGAGACUCUCUUGUUGCCGAUCCAGACUACGGCUCCAUACUAAGCUCCCUACUGGUAGGACCUUGCGCACUGGACUACUCGCGUGCUAAAACUGCUGACCACUUCUGGACAGAUCCACCGGCAGACGAGUUGGUCCAACGGCAUCGCAUCAGCUCGGGAAAUCCAUCAUCCCCAGCCUACCGUAGACCGAUGUUGAACUUCAAACGCAGCCUACACACCAGCUCCGAAGAGGGCAGCAUGGCUUCGUUCAAGUCCAACUCGUUGGUAUCCGCCUCGAAAGACUACGUAGAGUCGCUGCAUCAGAAUUCCCGCGCUACGUUGCUGUACGGAAAGAACAAUGUGCUUGUACUGCCGAAGGACGUAAGUGAACCGAUGCCCGGGUACCUCAGCCUGCAUCAGACGAUUCAAUCUUUGACCAUCAAGUGGACACCGAAUCAGCUGAUGAAUGGUUACACCGAAUCGGAGUGUAUCGACAAGAGUUCGUAUUGGGCUUAUGCGUUGAACGUUAACGUGGACGAGAUCGUGUAUGUCCACUGCCACCAGGCUCGGGGUGGAGAUACAGGUGGCACAAUCAUCCUGGUUGGACAGGACGGUGUUCAGCGCCCGCCGAUACACUUUCCCGAGGGAGGACAUAUGGCGGCGUUUCUAAGCUGCUUGGAGACAGGUCUUUUACCCCAUGGUCAACUUGACCCGCCACUUUGGUCGCAACGAGGCAUCGGGCGAAUCUUCCCUUGGCCGCACAAAUCCCGUCGCAGACCUCUGCCGUCUCUUUUGGAGGCAGCCACCAGCGAUGAACUGCCGAUCGAUUACGUAUUUCGCGUCGUUAACAAAGGCAACACCGAUGAAUUUUUGGCAAACCAUCCAAUCCUGGAAUUGGGACGGACCAGCCCACGUUACCGGGCGCAACUGAGCAGUUGCUCGACGAACGAAAGCAGCGAUUGCUCCAGUAAAAGUCUUUCGAUAGAUGCGAUGUCCAUUGACAGUCCAAACCCGGUAACGAACCAAUCCACAAGUAUUGCCCUUGUUUGCUCAACGAUGAAGAGACAGAUAAUCUCCCGCGCCUUUUACGGUUGGUUGGCAUACUGUCGACAUCUAUCUACGGUUCGGACCCAUUUGUCAGGUUUAGUCAAUGGUCGGAUUACUCCAGACGUUGGUGCUGAAGAAGGUCUAACCAAAGCCCGUUGGGACGAAUUACACGAUGAUAGGGGAGUGGUUGCAGAUGACCAGGAGGUUUAUCGUUUGGUCUAUUACGGCGGAGUUGAACACGACAUACGAAAAGAGGUAUGGCCGUAUUUGUUGGGGCACUAUACCUUCGGAACAACACCGGAAGAACGUGCUGAUUUGGAUGAGACCACGAAACACUACUACGAGACGACGAUGAGUGAAUGGUUGGCGGUCGAAGCCAUUGUUCGCCAGAGGGACAAGGAGAAGACGGCAGUUGCAGUUGCCAAGCUCAGUUCAGGCAGUGGAAGCCUGGAGAACAAGAGCAAGGACGCCGAAGAAGAGGAGAUGGAGAAUGAAGUGUUUGAAGAGAAUGGCUUUUCGGAUAUGUCGGAACCUGAAAUGGAGGAUGACGAGGAAACUUCCAGAUCGAAACUGCCAGGGGAUGCAAAGAAAGAACAUAAAGAAGAACCAGAGAAAGCUGAUGUUGAAGAAGGGGAAAAACUGGGUUCUCUGGACAAACUUGAACUUCCCCUCUCGGAACAUAGCCGGGACAUAGACAGUAACAAAAGUUCGCCGUCGGAUUCAUCUUACGCCACGGUGGGCAACGAUUUUGUGGACGUGGCCGAUAUGCUGCCAGUAACGAGCAACGAAAAUGUACUGCCCAAUGACGAGGAAGAUGCGAUCCGAGAUUCGGAAGUCCACGAUGAAGUCGAUAACUGCCCGGUGCAAUCACCAGGCCAUCCAAGAGCUGUGAUUGUGACCGAUGCGUCUAUUGACGUGACAAUGAUCAACGAUGCCAAAGAGCAGAACAACAAUACGCUAGAGGCUCUGCCCGAGGAGGGAAUGACUAGCCAGUUGGAUGCGCUGCAGGAACCCAAGUCGACCUGUGUGUCGCCGGCGAGUUCGAAUGGAGGAAUUUAUAGUAGUGAACUGUUGGAAUCCUUUGGAUUGAAUCUUCAUCGUAUCGAGAAAGACGUUCAACGAUGUGAUCGAAAUUAUUGGUAUUUUGCCAACGAAAAUUUGGACAAACUGCGGAACGUCAUUUGCACCUACGUGUGGGAGCACUUGGACGUCGGCUACAUGCAGGGUAUGUGCGAUCUGGUGGCCCCGCUGUUGGUUAUCUUCGACGACGAAUCCCUCAGCUACGGGUGCUUCUGCCGGUUCAUGGAGCGCAUGAUCGAGAACUUCCCCAACGGUGGAGCGAUGGAUAUGCAUUUUGCCAAUAUGAGAUCACUCAUCCAAAUCUUGGACUCGGAGAUGUACGACCUGAUGCACGCUCAUGGAGAUUAUACACAUUUCUACUUCUGCUACCGGUGGUUCCUGUUGGACUUCAAGCGAGAGCUGAUUUAUGCGGAUAUUUUUUCGGUGUGGGAGGUUAUCUGGGCAGCGAAACACGUGGCGUCAGCUCAGUUUGUACUGUUUUUAGCACUGGCUUUGCUGGAAACCUAUCGGGACAUUAUACUUUCCAACAGUAUGGACUUCACCGAUAUCAUCAAGUUUUUCAACGAAAUGGCUGAGCGGCACAAUACCCCUGCAGUGUUGAAACUGGCUAGGAAUUUGGUGCUUCAGUUGCAAACAAUAAUCGAAAAUAAGUAAAAUGAAUUCGCAAUUGUAUUGAUUGGUUUUGGCUGUUGUGUAAAAAAAUCCUAAUUAGGUGUCGUGAGCUGUCGUAAACUGCAUAUAAACUGUGGAUCAGUUUAGUUGGACUGGAAUCCAGCUACAAAACGUUGAAAGUUACUGCAACCAUAAAAGGCAUACCGUUUUGUUUCCAACGUAAAAUCAACCAACCAAUUCAGCACAUAUUCGUCUAUCCGACAGACUAUGGACUGUUAUCCAAUAAUCCAAUAGUAAAUGGAAUAUUAGUCAUAAAAAUGAGCAUAAAUGUCAAUGUACUGUCACAUGUAUGUCACUGUUACCUUCUUAUAUACAAAACGAAGCAAAACUAAAAUAGAUACUGUAUCUAUUGUUUUAAAUUUCUGCUUAUUCUAGGAAAAUGUUGAAACUAAAGGAUGAGUGUUUCUAUUUUACACACUAAUAAGUCAUCCUUUGUGCGUGUAUAAAUUAAUACCCACUAUUCGUGUAUACCAUUGUGUCAGUAAACUGUUUUCACUAUUCCUAUAUUUAUACACCUUUUAAUAGUGUCUAAUUGUAACUAGUUAUUCGAUCACACAAUUCAUUGUUUUAUCUCGCGUAAAGACAUAAGUUUUAAUGAUUGUUUCAGGAGAUUUGUUAAAACAAUUCAUUCCUACAAAAGACGCUAUUUUAAAGAUUAAAUAGACAUAUUUACCAAACCAAUGGCAUUACUAUCGAAUGCUGACAAUUACCUUUAUACUGUUACACGAUGACAAGCAGAUUAAUCGACUGUUAUAGAACUAAACCUAACGCGCUCCAAGAGCACACACACACACAAACACAACAAUUUAUAGGUACUAUACAUUCGUUUCACAUUCAAUUCACACAAAACAAUAUGUUGCAAAAAUCAGUGUCAAAUCACAAUACCACAAAAUAUCUUGAGAAAUGAAUCUUAUGAAUCAUUACAAAAUAUAUUUAUAUUAUUAUAUAGAAGCUCGUCUGGACUUUCAAACUGCUCGUCGAAAGCCAUUCCAGCCCGAUUUUGGCGCGGUUCAUGAACUUGCUGUAGUUUAUUGGUUGACCGACAAGUCGUGGACGAGCAAGAAUAGUGUUAUCAAUUCAUCAAUCUUCCAAUAGUAGUUGGUAAAAUCCAGAAACAGAAGGAAUACAGUACGGGCAACACAAAAUUGUCUGGAAAAUAUUUGCCUAUAGAUGAUACUGUUUAUAUAUAUGAUAUAAGACUAUAUAUAUUGUAUUACAAAUAAACAGUGACAUAAACAUUUACAGAAGCAUCGUGGAACUGAGAGGGCGCUUUGGAUUUGGACUACGGAUCGGUGAGAGAAAUUUGUGAGGAAGAACUGUGGGUAUUAGCGUUUAGAGUCUGACACUCAUUUAUCAAUUAUCUAAAACUGAUAUUUGUUUUCAGUCAACUAUGGCGAACAGUUUUGAACAUUCUAGUAUUCCCACAGUUCUUCCCCGCAGCAGAAUAUAAUAUAUGCCUAUUGUGAGCGAUUCAGUAUUUGUAUGAGCAAGUACAAUGCAACAUUUGGAGGUAACUUAAAAUAUAAACAAUACAAAAAACUACUGAAAAA
This is a messenger RNA of Aedes aegypti (yellow fever mosquito), 5662 nucleotides long. RefSeq names its product small G protein signaling modulator 2. Gene Ontology annotation, molecular function: GTPase activator activity. The transcript is spliced from 14 exons. Bases 837 to 4094 code for a protein of 1085 amino acids. Gene Ontology annotation, biological process: activation of GTPase activity. NCBI's taxonomy places the organism in Eukaryota, Metazoa, Arthropoda, Insecta, Diptera, Culicidae. The record is from RefSeq and is a predicted model, not a curated record.